CACUUUAUGAAAAUGCAUGCUGAAAAGAAGCAUAAAUGUGAUAAAUGUAGCAACUCUUAUGGUACUGAAUGGGACUUAAAACGACAUGCAGAGGAUUGUGGCAAGACUUUCCAGUGCACGUGUGGCUGUCCAUAUGCCAGCAGAACAGCAUUGCAGUCACAUAUUUAUCGAACUGGCCAUGAGAUCCCUGCAGAGCACAGAGAUCCACCUGGUAAGAAAAGGAAAAUGGAAAACUCUCUGCAUAAUCAACAGUUGUCCGAUAAGGCACUUGAAUCACUGAUCAACAAGCCAACCACUAGAGCAGACACUCAAGACCUGGAAACUUCAGAAAUAAAGCUGGUGACUUCUUUUGAAGAUUCUUGCAACUCUAAUGCCAGAAAGCAAACCCUUACACCUCCAAGAUACACUCAGAAGCUGCUUUUGCCAAAGCCCAAAGUGGCUUUGGUUAAGCUUCCUGUUAUGCAGUUUUCACAUUUGCCUAUCUUUGUGCCUACAGCAGACUCUUCAGUCCAGCCUACAGUAGUCGGUGUUGAUAAUCAAGGGUCUGUCACAAGUACUGUUCAUCUACUUCCUUUGUCAAUAGGAACCUUGAUACUAGGAUUGGAUUCAGAGGGUUUCUUACGUAAGGAAAGCUUACCACUUUCAAAAAUAGUCAACCCUGUUGCUGUUGAGCCCAUUAGUACAGGUGUACAAGUGAAUCUGGGCAAAAAUCCAACUAAUACUUUACAAGAAUUAGGAAAUGUGUGUCAAAAGAAUAAAAUUUCUUCUACCAAUGUACAAACAGAUGUAUCUUAUACUUCACAAGCUCUCAUGUCACCUUCACCAUGGGCCCCUCCCGAUUCCUCUGUAUCUUCAUGUUCCCAAACAGAUUUAACAUUUGGCUCUCAAGUUUCUCUUCCCAUCAGUGUUCAAACUCAGACAUUUUUACCCAGCUCUAAGCUAACCUCAUCUAUAGCAGCACAGACAGACACCUUUACUCAUGCUUGUCUCCAGCCAUGUGGGAUCUCUCGAGAAACUCAGACCAAUGGAAUCCAGAGUUCAGCAGAUGCCACAAUGUCGAUGAACCAAGCUGUCAUGUGUAAUGAUAUUUUUGAGAAUGUCCAUGCAUAUAAUGUUUCUACCCCAAACAUUGCAAACAAUAGUUUAGUCACUGCUCCCAUAUCUCAUAGUUUGUUACCUCAGGAUGGCUGUAAGAAUUUGAGUCAGGAUGUUGUAAAAUCCACAUCCAUUAUGAAUUUCAGCACACAAAAUAAUAUACUCCCAUCACAAAACAUGACUGAUAACCAAACCCAAACAAUAGAUUUGUUAAAUGAUCUGGAAAAUAUACUGUCUGGUAAUCUGCCCGGCCAGACUUUGGAUAGCCGAGGUCUCCUGGCUGACGGUAACACUGGGACUGACACUCAGCUGUCAUCUGGGUCUACCCAGAAUCCAGGAAUUGAUUUUGACAUCGAAGAGUUUUUUUCAGCUUCAAAUAUCCAAACUCAAACAGAAGAGAGUGACCUCAGCAACAUAAACACUGAACCAGUCUUGGAAUCUCUGGAUAUCGAAACCCAGACAGACUUCUUGCUGGCAGAUAACACCACUCAGUCUUACAGUUGUAGGGGGAAUUCCAACUUCCUAGGGCUGGAAAUGUUUGAUACUCAAACACAGACAGAUUUAAACUUCUUCUUAGACACUAGUCCUCAUAUGCCUCUGGCAAAUAUUCUGAAGCACUCUAGUUUUUCCAUGAGUACAGAUUCAUCUGACACAGAAACUCAAACUGAAGGACUCUCUGCUGCUAAAAAUAUUCCUGGUUUAGAAAAAGUCCAGUUGAAUAGUACAGAAACUCAGACUAUGAGUAGUGGUUUUGAAACCCUUGGGAAUUUGUUCUUUACCAGCAAUGAAACUCAGACUGCAAUGGAUGACUUUCUUUUGGCUGAUUUGGCCUGGAAUACGAUGGAGUCUCAGUUCAGUUCUGUAGAAACACAGACGUGUGCUGAACUGUGUUCUGUGUCAAACUUCUAAGACAUUUGAGUCCAAGUUUGAUGGAAAAUAUUUGGUAAUUUUCCUUCGAGGUGAGAAAAUGGAAAAGGUGGGGGACAACAUCUGUGUUGAAUGUAACUGAUCUUAUGCAGUUCCGUAGCUGUUUC
This is a messenger RNA of Gracilinanus agilis (Agile Gracile Mouse Opossum), 2129 nucleotides long. It is a transcript of the gene ATMIN, whose product is annotated as ATM interactor. The record is from RefSeq and is a predicted model, not a curated record. Lineage: Eukaryota; Metazoa; Chordata; Mammalia; Didelphimorphia; Didelphidae. Gene Ontology annotation, molecular function: transcription cis-regulatory region binding; DNA-binding transcription factor activity, RNA polymerase II-specific. The transcript has 2 exons. Gene Ontology annotation, cellular component: nucleus. Gene Ontology annotation, biological process: regulation of transcription by RNA polymerase II. The coding region runs from base 7 to 2004 and encodes 665 amino acids.